Messenger RNA from Ambispora leptoticha, 3375 nucleotides. NCBI's taxonomy places the organism in Eukaryota, Fungi, Glomeromycota, Glomeromycetes, Archaeosporales, Ambisporaceae. The record is from the annotation of a GenBank genome assembly.
AUGUCUUCGUCUUCGUCAUAUACACGACGGAAACCAGUUGACGAAAACUUCACACCACCCUCUCAGUAUCCGCCUCCUAGACGAAUAAUCAAUGAUACUUCUUUUUUAAGAAACCAGUCGUCACAACAAUCACAACCACCACUACUACCCUCCUCACAGUAUGCAUCACGUACGGUAAAGUCACCAAUGAGAACUCCUUCGAUAAAUGAAGGGAGUGCCCAAAACACCGUCAUUCAACCGGUUAAAAGCACCAUUGCUAUAGUACCGGCAAGAGAUUCUGUUCCAGUAGCUCCUCCUGUAAGUGGCUCGAGUGCUCAAACUACCGUUGUUCAGCCGGUUAUGAGUACAAUGAAAAUCGAAUCCAGCUCUUCGAGCCCGGUGCAAACUCCACGUACGGAAAACUUCAACCCGGCUUUAAAAAGAACUUCAAUAGAUACCUCUAGUUCAACUUCUUCUCUCGACCAAGAUAUUGUAUUGGCUGCAGAGAAAGAACUCUCUAAAUUGACUUCGAAAAAGAAUUCCAUAUCCACCUCACCUACCGUCGUUAGCACCUCUAACAAUAAUACUCUUCAUGAUAAUUGUUCGCCACCUUUAUCGCCGAGUUUCGAUCGAGUAACAUCAAUAGGAACGUCUAGCAGCCUAUUAGCUUCCUCGGCGGCAAUACUUGCAAAAAUAGAAACGAAAAAUAAUCACUAUUCGUUGAUAGAUACUACUGAUGAUAUGUUGGUACAAUUGUUGAUUUCUCAAGCGAUUGUUGAUUCAAAAGAUUUUGCGAUACUGAAUUUAGAAGAUGUAGAAGAAUUAAAAAAAGAGCAUUCGCUGUUAACCAACCGAAUAAAUGCGCUUACGAAUAAAUUAUCUCUUGAAUCAAAAAUUCGGGAAGCUGCUAGUUCACUUUCUCGUCUUCAUGCUUCUAACAAAAGACUUUCACGACAAGCAGGUGAUCAUCUCUCACAGGCAAAUCGUAAAGUUGAUCAAAUAACGAAUGAGUUAUGGAAGCUUAGUCAGCGUGCCUUUAAUCUAGAACGGAAGUUACUUCAUCAUAUGUCUGGUGCGCUGAGUUUAGGAAUAAGAAAACUCGAGGAGAAACAAAUUCAAAAUGCGCAUUUACUACAACAACAACAGCAAAUACUUUUGGAUCCCGUUCAAAAUGGGAUUGAGAAUCUGUAUAAUGAAAUUAUGGAAAUGGACAAUACGACUUCUGAUAAUGAAUUGUCGAACAAAGUAACAAAUUUGGAGUCUUCAUUGCAGAGUGCUCAUCAAACACUUGCCGAGGCACGAAUGUCAAUCAAAAGAAAAGAUAGAGAAAUCGAGGAACUGAAAGCAAAAGUAGAUGAUUCUGUUACUGAAACACGGGAAAGAACAAUCGCGGAAUUGCGUACAGAAUUAGAAGAGGUGGGAAGUCGAUUAGAUAUUGUUUUGAGAAAACAUAAGGCUGCCAAAAAAGAUUCAUUCCCUGAUGAUAAUGACGAUGAGGCAUCCGAAGAAUCCGACGAAGGUUCCUCCAAUCGACUUUCUACCAUGACCACCGCCACACAGCAUCUACAAAAAGAACAAUAUCGUAAUAUUUCUAAAAAUUUGUCCAGUUUAGAGAAAUCGCUGGAAGAGUAUCAAUUCCGUAUUUACAAAUUAGAUCAAGAUUUAACGGCUGCCAAGAACAAAGCUGAAGAGGAAAUGGCUCGACUAAAAGAAUCUCAUCAAAAAGAAAUGAAAGCAGCAGAGGAAAAACAAGAAUCUUUAGAGGAACAAAUCAUCGAAUUGAAACAUAAAGCGAGAAAUAGUGAGGAUCUUGAAGAACGGAUUAAACAAUUACAGAUACAACAAAACAACCGAAGUACCGAUCUUCAAGAAAAAUUGACAAAAAUCACCCAAGAAUAUGAACAAAUAAUGGAAAAAUUGAAGGAAUUAUUUAAAGAUUUACCAAGAAAACUUUCUAAUAAGACAGGAGCGACAGAUUUUACUGUGGACAAUUUCAUAUCAUUUGUACGACAAAUUGAUGAAGAAAAUGGACAGCUUCUGGAUGAAAUCACUCAAUUACAAACCAAAUGUGAAAAUAUGCAAGAAGUAGUCAGCGAAAAAAUGAGAUUGACGAAAAUCUUACAAUCUACGCAACUAGAACUUGAAGAAACCAAAUUGAAAUAUGAAGAUCUCGAAUCAAAAACGGAAAGUGCAAAGAACAACUUUACCAAGAUUUCCGAGAAAGAAAUUGAGUUACGUAAUGAAGUGACACAAUUGCAUACAGAAAUCGAUGCUCAUAAAGAAAAAAUUCGUAAAUAUGAGGCGACUCUUAAACGUCAGUCUAUAAUUGCAUACGUGCAAGACGGGAAAUCGAUGAAAGAGGAAUUUCAACAACAAUUGGCCUCGCAAGAACAAGAAUAUGAGGCUCAAAUCAAGGAGCGAGAUGGAGUUAUUGUAAAGCUUCGGUCCGACCACAACAAUGCAAUAACCGAGAAAAAUAAUGCAACUCAGACCAUAAGAGAAUUAGAAGAAAUGUUGAGCUCAAAAUCAAGAACAUUGGAUCAACGUGAAGUGACAAUUAAUCGGCUUGAAUCUGAUAUUGUCGAUUUAAAGAUGGAACUUGCCGAGCUUAAGGCCGCCUCCGAUGGCCUGAAAGGAAAGAAAACUGCUAUCUACGGAAAUGCUAUUCUUAAUAGUGGUAACGAAAUAAAUGCAUUAAAAUCUCAACUCGAAGAAGCACACACGGAAAUAAAUAAUUUGAGAUCGGCUAAUCAAGCUCUGCAGUUAAAAGUGGAACAUUACACCAAAAAUUUGUCCAUAACACACGCCCGAUUCAGUGCACGUGAAGAGGCACUAGAAAAUCGUGCGGAUAUGUUACAAAAUGAAUUGGAUGGCAUUUCGCGGGAAUUUGACCGAUUAACAAGAAAUUUCUUGGAUUUUGAUACUGAAAGGCACAAACUACAAGCCACUAUUGACCGACUUAAUCGACAAUGUGAGAAGUUGGAGAAUGAAUUAGCCGACGAGCGAAUCAAAAAUCUUGGUAACGAUUCCAAAGAUUCCGUAACUGCAACAAAUUUACGUAAAGAAUUUCGAGACAUGAUGUCAAGUGUGAGAGCCGAGCACGCAAAAGCUUUACAGAGAGAGUGUGAUGAAAGGAAAAAAUUGGAUAAUACAGUGAGAUCACUUCGACGCGAAAAGGAGGCAGAGAAGUGGGAGAAGGUGAACAAAGGCACACAAACGCGAUUGGUAGUGAGCGUGAGGAGCGAUCGCAAAGCUCACCGUAAUGGUAUUAAAAAGCCAAAGACUUAUCGAUACCCUUCACUUAAAGGGGUUGAUCCAAAAUUCCUUCGUAACCAACGUUAUGCCAAAAAGGGUACAAUCGAGGCUCUAAGAAAACAACGUGAAGAAGCAAAAUAA